Molecule: messenger RNA, 2089 nt
Organism: Bolinopsis microptera
Lineage: Eukaryota; Metazoa; Ctenophora; Tentaculata; Lobata; Bolinopsidae
Product: F-box/LRR-repeat protein 2-like
Exons: 14
Coding region: 64-1440 (458 amino acids)
Cellular component (GO): cytoplasm
Molecular function (GO): protein binding
Source: RefSeq, a predicted model, not a curated record
GAAAUGAUAUUUUUGCAAUGUGACAAUUCACCAGACUGCCUAUCAUAAUGGCUGCAUCAUAAAAUGGAAUUAGUGUCGACUGGUAGGCAAGACAGCAAUGGGAUUGUAGUACAAAAUGGGCAAAAUCAAAGUAGUGUUGGUAACAUAAAGAAACUUCAAAAUGGGGUCUCAAAAAGAUCACUCGUCCCAGAAAACUUCAUACACACUCGACUUCCAGAUGCUGUUAUACUGAAAAUAUUUUGGUAUCUGGACAUCAUCUCCUUAUGUCGGUGUGCUAAGGUCUCUCAGAAAUGGAAAGCUUUGGCUUUGGACGGCAGUAAUUGGUCGCAUGUCGACCUUUUUGAAUUUCAGACAGACAUCACCCUACCAGUUGUCAGCAGUAUAACCAGUAGAUGUGGACCUUUUCUCAGAACGCUUAGUUUGAAGGGCUGCAAGAGUAUAGAAGAUAAAGCCAUUUUAGCGUUUUCAACACAUUGUCAUUACAUAGAGGUGCUCAACCUGAACGGAUGCACCAAUAUCUCCCCAAGAUGUGACCGCGCCUUUACCUCACAUUUUACAAACCUGAAGUGGUUGGAUCUAUCUUCCUGUAUUUUAGUGGACGACUCAGUCUGCAAUGCCCUCAGCGCGGGAUGCCCACAACUCCAACACCUAGACCUGAGCUGGUGUGCCCUAGUCAGUAACAACGGUGCUGUGGCUCUAGCUAAAGGGUGUCUCAACCUCCAGCACCUUCUUCUGCGAUACUGUAAACUGAUUGGUGAUGCAGGAGUUAAAGCCCUCACACAGUGCAAGAAACUGUCCCUGCUUAGUCUAAUGAACUGUGAGGAAGUUACAGACUCCGGAAUAGUUGCCCUGACAAAAGGAUGUAAGGAGUUACGAUGUCUAUCUGUCAGCGGCUGUACUCAAUUAACAGACUUAACCUUAACGGAAAUAGGAAACAACUGUCCCAGUUUACGGACGCUGGAACUUGCUAAACUAAUUUAUUUAUCAGACAGAGGAUUUAAAAACUUAGUAAAGGGGUGCAACAGUCUCGAGAAGAUGGACCUUGAAGAGUGCCAAUCGAUAACAGAUAAUUCCCUAAUACAGAUAUCUCUACACUGCCCUUAUCUUCAAUCUUUGACGUUAAGUAACUGUGAACGGAUCAGUGACGAGGGACUGCGGUAUCUGUGCGGCAGUUACGCGGGACAGACACAACUACGGGAACUGGAACUGGACAACUGUAAGCUGAUAACGGACGCUACCAUCGACCAUCUUGUGCAAUGCAGAGGGCUCCAGAGGGUAGACCUGUACGACUGUCUCCGGAUCUCGCGCGGCGGGAUUAAGCACCUCAAGUCACGGCGUCCCAACCUCACGGUGCACGUGUACUUCCCCCCAGACACGCCGCCCGUCAUGCAGCACGAUCCCGUCCAUAACCGGGUGUGUAGAUGUUGUGUGGUCUUGUGAUCUCACAUCCUCACACGUGACCAACACGUGGUCUAUCUGUCCUGUCACGUGAUAGCAGGAGAGAUAUCAUGACACACCCAAUCCCCCCUUCCUCCCGCUUCAGUCGUCGAACUGGAAAGUUUCAAGCAGCAGACUGCAGCUACACGCGACUCUAAAAACACGGCUGCAGAAUGACUAAAUUAAACGAGAGAUAAUUGAGAGAUAAUUGAGUAAUUAUGUAAUUAUAGGAGGCGGGACCCUCAUUAGUUUAAUAUGGCGUGGCUGGGUUUACUAAACGAAAAAUAGACUGAUUGAUGCAUCAUCAAUUUUGAUAUUAGUUUCGUUAAAAUAUUUGUUUAUUACGAAAAUUAGAUUAUUUAUUAUUGGAGGGGUAUGCUGAUCAUUUAAUAAAAUUCUUUCGAAACCGCCGAGAAAAUAUUUAUUUGACCGUAAAUUCUGAUAGGUGAGCCUUUUGCCUUUUGGUUACGGUUUCGAGAUGCUAAACAAAAAAAAGAGCAAAUCUGUGCAAAUUUGUGGCGUGUUUUAUCUGUGUGGCGCAUUUGAUUAAAUGCUGUGCCCUGACCGCAACUCGAAAAGAAAUGUAAACUGCAGGCACGCACCUGAACUAACUUGUAUUUUUCACUUAUUAUUAAUUUAACCAAAUUUUAUA